This is a messenger RNA of Pelobates fuscus (common spadefoot toad), 1111 nucleotides long. Its product is annotated as leukotriene C4 synthase-like. Gene Ontology annotation, biological process: leukotriene biosynthetic process. The transcript has 6 exons. The coding region runs from base 216 to 638 and encodes 140 amino acids. The record is from RefSeq and is a predicted model, not a curated record. NCBI's taxonomy places the organism in Eukaryota, Metazoa, Chordata, Amphibia, Anura, Pelobatidae. Gene Ontology annotation, cellular component: endoplasmic reticulum; membrane; nuclear envelope. Gene Ontology annotation, molecular function: glutathione peroxidase activity; enzyme activator activity; glutathione transferase activity.
CUCUCUCUUUGCCUUUCCUCUCAGGCUCAGAGUGUGCACCCAUACUCUGAGCCAGUGAAACGAUACAAUGAAAACUUCUCUUUGAGAAGCAUUUGAUUGGACUUCCCAAAGGCAGAGAUGAAUGCAGAUGAAGACAGGAGAGCCACGCUAGAAGCUUCACCCAGAACUGUAUUACAGCGAGAAGAUAUCAAGCUGAAAUAGUCUGCUCACGCAAGAUGUUACAUCAUAUUGUCUUACUUGGCGCUGUCACGUUGCUUGGAAUUCUGGAACAAGCCUACUUUGCACUACAGGUGAUUGCUGCCAGGCGGAAAUACAAAGUGUCCCCUCCUAGCACAUCUGGAUCGCCAGAAUUUGAAAGGGUUUUCAGAGCACAGGUAAACUGUUCAGAAUAUUUCCCUUUGUUCUUGGCUGCACUCUGGUUGGCUGGAAUCUUUUUCCAUCAAGGCUUGGCUGCAACCUGUGGACUUGUCUACCUGUUUGCUCGAUACUGCUACUUUCAAGGUUACAGUGCAUCCUCAAAGGACAGGCUGUUUCCGAUGUAUCUCAAUGCUGGAGUCCUGUGGGUGCUGAUUGGGCUAUCUGCAUUAGGGAUCAUUAAUGCAUUAUUUUCCCAUUAUUUGGGACUUGAAAUCCUUUAAAUGCAUUGUAACGCGUGGGACCAUCCAGAGGCUAUAUAAGACUGGGAUAGACUAUAACUAUCUGGCAAGUGGAUCUUAUUAGUGCUACUCAAACCAGUCUUCAAACCACUCCAGCAGUCCUGGAUUUAGACAUUAACCAUUUCUGCUCCAAUGUUGAUAUCAGUAAAUCUGGACUGUAUUGAUAUCCUUCAAACCCAAAAUAUAGGUUUUAAUCUGAUUGAGAAAUAUAGUAGAUUUUGAUUGGAUAAAUAUUGUUUAGCCAUAUACUAAUAUGUAUAAAGUGAGUAUAGAACCAAAUUGUUUAUAGCCUGAUUCCCUUCCUGCAUAAUGUAUACCUGGAACAUGAAAAUGUAAGCCCUGGAUCCAUGUACCUGUGAGAAGGGGUUAAAAAAAAGGACACUAUAGUCACCUGAACAACUUUAGCUUAAUGAAGCGGUUUUGGUGUAUAGAACAUGCCCCUGCAGCCUCACUGC